This is a messenger RNA of Salvelinus sp. IW2-2015, 2301 nucleotides long. Its product is annotated as copine-8-like. The record is from RefSeq and is a predicted model, not a curated record. Gene Ontology annotation, cellular component: plasma membrane. Gene Ontology annotation, molecular function: calcium-dependent phospholipid binding. NCBI's taxonomy places the organism in Eukaryota, Metazoa, Chordata, Actinopteri, Salmoniformes, Salmonidae. Gene Ontology annotation, biological process: cellular response to calcium ion.
CACUCCUCUUGCAGCUGGCUGAGCGACACGCCUCCCGCAGCCUCAUGCAACAGCGACCCUAAGCAGCGUACCGUUUUUAACGGUUUCUUUCUUUCAGGCGACSGAAGAAGACCCAUUUAACGGGAGAUUUCGACGAUGAGUAGCUUCAUGAAUAUGGCGUGUAUUGGAGACUUUGACCCAUUCACAGCUGCCAUUCCCGCCACCAGAGUUGAGCUCACGGUGUCGUGUAGAAAUCUCCUGGACAGAGACACUUUCUCCAAAUCAGACCCAAUUUGUGUGCUGUAUACACAAGGAAUCGCCAACAGGGAAUGGAGAGAGUUUAGUCGGACAGAGAUGAUAAACAACACCCUGAAUCCAGACUUUGUCCGAAAAUUCAUCCUGGACUAUUUCUUUGAAGAGAGACAGAAUCUACGAUUUGACCUGUACGACCUCGACUCGAAGAGCGACAACCUGUCUAAACAUGACUUCCUGGGCCAGGCAUUCUGUACCCUGGGGGAGGUGGUGGGCUCGAUGGGAAGCUGCGUGGAAAAACCUCUCAUUGGGAUUCCGGGGAAGAAGUGUGGUACCAUCAAAGUCAGAGCAGAGGAGCUGAGCAAUUGCAGGGAGUCAGUGAUGCUGCAGUUCUGUGGGAACAAGUUGGACAAGAAAGACUUCUUUGGGAAAUCCGAUCCUUUUCUGGUCUUCUACCGCAGUAACGAAGACGGAUCAUUUACUAUCUGCCAUAAGACAGAGGUGGUGAAGAACACUCUGGACCCAGUGUGGCAGGCCUUCAAGAUCCCUGUCAAGGCCCUGUGCAACGGAGACUAUGACAGGAGCAUAAAAGUGGAGGUGUAUGAUUGGGACCGAGAUGGAGGCCAUGACUUCAUUGGGGAAUUCAAUACCAGCUACAGAGAGAUGUCAAGAGGCCAGUCACAGUUUCACAGCUACGAGGUGGUAAAUCCAAAGAAGAAAGGCAAGAAGAAGAAGAAAUACCUCAACUCAGGAACAGUAACCCUUCUGUCCUGUCUGGUGGACAUGGAACUUACCUUCCUGGAUUACAUUAAAGGAGGGACUCAGAUUAGUUUCACAGUGGCAAUUGAUUUCACAGCAUCAAAUGGCAACCCCUCCCAGCCCACCUCUCUACACUACAUGAGUCCGUACCAGCUGAAUGCCUAUGCCAUGGCUCUGAGAGCUGUAGGGGAGAUUAUCCAGGACUACGACAGUGACAAGAUGUUCCCUGCACUGGGCUUCGGAGCCAAAYUGCCCCCAGACGGACGGGUCUCGCACGAGUUCGCUCUGAAUGGGAACCCCCAGAAUCCGUACUGCAGUGGGAUAGAGGGGGUGAUGGAGGCUUACUACCAAAGCCUUAAGUCUGUUCGACUCUAUGGCCCCACACAUUUCUCACCUGUCAUUAACCACGUGGCCAGGUAUGCGCAAUCAGUCAAAGACGGCUCCCAGUACUUCAUCCUCCUCAUCAUCUCGGACGGCGUCAUCACCGACAUGGCCCAGACCAAGGAGUCCAUCGUGAACGCAGCUACUUUGCCCAUGUCGAUUAUAAUUGUCGGAGUUGGACCAGCAGAAUUCAAUGAAAUGAUUGAGCUUGAUGGAGAUGAAGAGAGGAUCUCAUCCCAAGGGAGGUUCGCUGAGAGAGACAUUGUUCAGUUUGUUCCGUUCCGUGACUACAUCGACCGCAGGGGGAACCACAUUCUGAGCAUGGCCCGUCUGGCCAAGGAGGUCCUGGCUGAGAUCCCUGACCAGUUCCUCUCCUACAUGAGAACCAGGUGCAUCAAACCAGGCCUCUGCCCCCCUGUCUACAACCCCGCCCUCGCCGUGCACCCCCUCCUCACCCGACGGGUCAGCCGAAUCUGAGGGGUAAGCCUCCUCCGGGCCUCUUCCUUUCUUGCUUCUUCUUCCUCACUGGAGUUUGACGAUGGCGGUCCGAAGAAGCCAACCGCCAUUUCCACUCUCUUGUUGCACUUUUGUGAAUUCUGAAAUAUUUUCUGCAGAAUGGACAGCAAGGCAUUUUGCUUCUAUUUUAAAGUGUCCCUCAGGAAGGACUUCCCAUGAGAUGUCAGAGGCCACAGUUUACUGGUCUGACCCAGGAAGUGGGUGAGUGCCUAGAACUGACCAACCAGGAGCAGCAUCCAAUCUGUGAAGAACCGUUCAGAAGUACAUUUCUGUCUCUUAUUUCUAUGCCCUACUCUUCCUCUCAACCCCACUUCUGUCUCACCAACGGUCUCUUUCUAAAUGUUUACAAAGUUGAGGAUGAAGAGGAGAUUUUGUACUCGUGGAUAUACGGUUGAAGUCGGAAGUUUACAUACA